CGACGCGGCAGAUCUUGCCGCUCUGCGUGUCGACGCGCGCCUGUACAGGCGAGGCUCCGAGAAGGCUCCAGGAAGGCUCCGAGCGGGGCUGCUGGAUCGCCGCUCCGCGUAGAGAUGGGGAGGGAUGGGGGAGGACGGCCGAGGCUGAGGUGCGAUAGCUGUCGAAGUUGGAAGACACGGGUCGGCGUUUCCGCAUCUAGGCCUCGAAAUCUGGGGAGACCUGGGGAGACCUGGGGAGACCUGGGGAGACCUGGGGAGACCUGGGGAGACCUGGGGAGACCUGGGGAGACCUGGGGAGACCUGGGGAGACCUGGGGAGACCUGGGGAGACCUGGGGAGACCUGGGGAGACCUGGGGAGACCUGGGGAGACCUGGGGAGACCUGGGGAGAUCUGGGGAGACCUGGGGAGAUCUGGGGAGAUCUGGGGAGACCUGGGGAGACCUGGGGAGACCUGGGGAGACCUGGGGAGACCUGGGGAGACCUGGGGAGAUCUGGGGAGAUCUGGGGAGACCUGGGGAGACCUGGGGAGAUCUGGGGAGACCUGGGGAGAUCUGGGGAGAUCUGGGGAGACCUGGGGAGACCUGGGGAGACCUGGGGAGACCUGGGGAGAUCUGGUGUCGACGCCUGCGAGAGGCCACGG
This is a messenger RNA of Emiliania huxleyi CCMP1516, 639 nucleotides long. RefSeq lists its product as hypothetical. The transcript has a single exon. The annotation marks the transcript as partial. Lineage: Eukaryota; Haptophyta; Isochrysidales; Noelaerhabdaceae. The record is from RefSeq and is a predicted model, not a curated record.